AUGGCACGCUACAUCAACAGCGGCGCCCUUCUAUCACAGCAGCAGCAGCAGCAGCAGCAGACGCGCCCUGUACUCGUCGUCGUCCCAAGCUCAUGCAGCAGCAGCAGCAGCAGCGCGCAGGGCGUCGUCGGACCCGCUGCGCAUCCUGUUCUGCGGCUCCGACGAGUUCAGCUGCGCGGCGCUGCGGGCGCUGCACGAGGAGAAGUCCCAGAGGCCCGGCGAGCUGGUCGACUCGAUCGACGUCGUGGUGCGGCCGGCGAAGCCGACGGGCAGGGGCCUCAAGACGUUGCGGGAGGCCUCCGCGGCCCAGCCCCGAUCCAACACGCCCUCCUCCGCGGCGACGCGCACGCGGGCCUCACCCUCCAGACGCUCGACCACGCGGCCUUUGACCACGGCCGCAUCCUCGCGCAGACGCGCCACCCCGUCCCGGACGGCGGCUGCACGACGACGGCCCGGCUGACGGCGCACCUCGCGCCCCUGGCCGCCGACCUGCUCCUCGCCUCCCUCCGCGCGGGCCUGCACGUCCCGCCCCCGCCCCCGCCGUCGCCCGUCCGACCGCAACAAACGGAUGGUGGUGCUACCCACACCGCCGCCGCCACCGCCGCCGCCACCGGUGCGCCGCUGCUGCUGCAGGCGGCGCCCAAGAUCACAAAGGCCGACCUGCAGGUCCCCUGGACGUCCAUCGCCGCGACCGGCGCAGGCGCGGACGCAGAGGCCAUAGCCCGGCGCGAGCGGGCGCUCGGCCCGCUGUGGACGCGCGCCGCCGUCCGCGCCAAGAAACAGAAGAAGAACAAGAAGAAGGACAAGCACGCCGGCGGUCAGGCCAGCGAGGAGGAGGAGGAGUCCACCAAGAGGCUCAUCCUCGAGGGCCUCGAGGCGGCGGACCUUCCCCCGGCCGGCCCGCUGCGCUCGCUCUUCUUCUUCGAAGGAGGAGGUGCGCCGCCGCCAGUAGUAGUAGAUGAUAAUAGCGGCGUGCAGGCCGUGACGUUCCUGCAGGAGGGCGCAGCGGGCGGCGAGCAGACGGCCGUGGCGCUGCCUGUGGUCAAGGACGGCGCCGACGACAGCCUGCUGGUCCCGCUCGCUGUGCCGGUCCGGGACGGGCGCGUAGCCGAGCUGGCAGGGGGCGAGUGCUUGAGGAUCAAGGCGAUCCGGGUGGAAGGGGACAAGACGAAGCCGGCGGCCAAGGCGAUCGAGGCGUUCAUCGAGGAUGUAAAGUCGCUCAGGUCGCGCGGCCGGGAGCUCGCUAUGGAUCUUGUCACCCGUGAGGUGAAAUGA
Molecule: messenger RNA, 1275 nt
Organism: Thyridium curvatum
Lineage: Eukaryota; Fungi; Ascomycota; Sordariomycetes; Thyridiales; Thyridiaceae
Exons: 2
Coding region: 1-1275 (424 amino acids)
Biological process (GO): conversion of methionyl-tRNA to N-formyl-methionyl-tRNA; biosynthetic process
Cellular component (GO): mitochondrion
Molecular function (GO): methionyl-tRNA formyltransferase activity
Source: RefSeq, a predicted model, not a curated record